Molecule: messenger RNA, 1368 nt
Organism: Bipolaris victoriae FI3
Lineage: Eukaryota; Fungi; Ascomycota; Dothideomycetes; Pleosporales; Pleosporaceae
Exons: 2
Coding region: 1-1368 (455 amino acids)
Source: RefSeq, a predicted model, not a curated record
AUGUCAUUCAUGGAGUACGAAGGCCAGCGUCCUUGCCUAUCGCACAACGUUUCAUAUCAGAACUAUAUCUACGACAACCGCCAUGCUCCGUUAACACUUGGUCACAAUACACGAGAGAAUCCUCGCAGCUACCCUGUUGGUGGCCCCGUUGGUGGCAUGCACACACGAGCCAUGCUGGGUGGAGAGGACCAUAUGGUAGAUUCUGGCCCCGUAAGACGUCGCAUUGCAGUAGCGGUGGGGUCUGAUGUCGUCCACAAAGUCAUGGACAAUAUCAACAUGGCCCACAACUUGAGCAACAUGGCGGGUGCACAACAAAUGAUGCCUGUGUAUCAGACAGGAGGUAACAACUCAAUUUAUCAGCGCGGGAUACCCAUUCAAUGCUCGCAAUACCCAGCUUGGACUGUUCCGUUUCCCGAAGAUGCCUCCCGUGUGGAGGCAUUUAACCUGGAACAGCCACCAGGAUACGUACCAAACACGGCACCGAUGGCAAAUACAAACAUUUACGGAUCCUUGUAUCGAGGAAAUGAUCCAAGGGCGAGAUCGCUGGGGGGUGCAUGCUUCGAUCCAGAAUCAUUCAACAGUCUGCCUUGUGCCAAUUCGAAUGGCCGGGUAACUCCACCCGACAUUUCUCCCCUGAACGCCGGCAUGUCGUCUCUUCAAUUGUCUCUGCCCGAGAGAUCUCUUCCCCGACAAACACGCCCAUCAGAGCCCAGCGUCCCUCGGAGGCAUCUACCAAUGCCACAACCCAAUCCAGUUCAAUCCAAUCGUAACGCUGUAGACAAAGCACAAGACGAGCGUCUCCGAUCUGCUCGGGUAAGCGAUGCAUCCGCCAUUGAUAACAGAGGAUCCUUUGCAAGGCCGCCAAUGUCUUGGGUAGUUGAGGGAGGCAGCCAAGCAAAUGCACCAGUGGCGUCUCCGACGAACGAUGCGAAACAAGUCAUUUCUCAACCCAGACUGCAUGAUAGCACAGAAAACCCAAUCAGCUACUAUACCACCACUGGAGAUAUAGCCACAACAAGCACGGGUUCUCAGCUUGACUUGACCUUUAGCACCUCGGGUCUUCUCGAUGGAAUGAGCGCAUCUGCACAAGCCACCGCGUACUCUUGUGUCCGUGGAACUCACCAGAUUGCACCGGGAGAUCAAUCAAAUAUUCACAGCUUUGAAAGCAAACACUCGGCGAAACGGAACUUCACAGUUAGUGAUUUAUCGAGCAACCACCCGUUGGACACCAGUCAUCGCUAUACUCCGUUGAAUCACUCUCCACCUCAAAACUCACCUGGCAGCCGCAAACCCCAUCGCGAAGCAUGUCAUGGCCGAAGCACACGGUUACAACGCACUUCUGUGGGUAGCUUGAAUGCUACAUACUAA